This is a messenger RNA of Pieris macdunnoughi, 1440 nucleotides long. The record is from the annotation of a GenBank genome assembly. NCBI's taxonomy places the organism in Eukaryota, Metazoa, Arthropoda, Insecta, Lepidoptera, Pieridae.
AUGUGGUCACUCAUAGAAAAGAAUAAAAAUGACAUCAUAUAUCUCUCUCUCCUUUUAUUUAGUGUUUUCAUUGGACCAUAUUACAGAAAAUUAAAAACAGUUGAGACUAAAAAAUGGGGUGGAACUAUUUUAGGUUUAAUUUUAAUUGCUAUUGUGUCUGGGUAUAGUGCUGUACAUCCUAUUUUAUCAGCUUUCAUAGGUAUAUUAGCCAUAAAGGUGGCAACUAUAAAGUAUUGCCAUAUUGUAACCUUUUUCCUGAUGUUUGGUUACUUAUUCUUCUUUCGCUUAGCUGAUAAAUUUGGAUUCUCUUUAUCCUCUGGUCAAACAAAUCUUAUUGAGAUGAUCAUGGUUUUGCGAGUUGUUGGUGUUGCCUUUGAAAUGAAUGGAUCCUGGUUAGCUAUAGCAAAAUCUAAGAAACAAAAUGAUGAAUUAGUUAAAUCUGUAAACAUAGAGGAUGCUGACAAGAGAGAAGUAAAGGAAAAGGAUGAUGAGUUUCUUGAGUUAAUCAAUCCAGAUUUUAUUGACUUAAUUCACUAUUCCUUCAGUUACAUUGGAUUGCUAACAGGACCAUACUACAGAUAUCGGACCUUUAAUGAUUAUUUCUACUUGCCAUUCAGCAAACAUGCUGAUUGUUUUGGAUCAACAAUAAAUACCCUCAAAGCUGUACCUUUGUAUAUCUCAUUAUAUUUGGCUUUUUCUAAUAUAUGCCCAUUGGAGUAUGUGUUAACUGAGGAGCAUAAUAACAGAAGCUUUCUUUAUCGAAUGAUGUAUCCAUGGGUGUUAUUUGCUGCAUUUAGACAAAGAAUUUAUGCAGGCAUGACAUUGGCUGAGAGUGUGUGCACUUCUUCAGGCCUUGGGGCAUACCCAGUGCAGGGCAAGAAUAGGACAGGACAUGGUCCAACUGUUGGGUACUUAAAGCUGAAUGAAAUGUCAGAAGAUGAAGCAAAAGUAACAGAUUAUGACUUCAUAACUGUAGAGUCUAUGGAGGUAUGGCAAUGUGAGUCAGUAGUGACUCUAAGGGACUCAAUGAAAGUGUGGAACAAAGCUGUGCAGUAUUGGGUGGCCAUGGUUGUUUAUAAGCGGUUUCCAAUUAAACCUCUCAAGGUUCACGCAGCACUUUUUGUAUCAGUGAUAUGGCACGGUUUUCACGCUGGUUAUUUCUUCUGCAUUUACUUCUGUCCGUUCUAUUUGAUGGCUGAAGACAUUUAUUACAAGUUGUACUAUAAGGAAGCGACUGGAAUGAAAAAAAAUAUAAUCGGUUUCAUAAUGUGGUUCCUUCGAUCACAUUCAGAGUCAUAUCAGGCCGCUGCCUUCCUGCUACUCACCUUUGACAGAAUCUGGAUUUAUUAUUCAUCAGUCUACUUCUAUUGGUAUGGAGUGUGGCUUGUUUUCCUAAUAUUGGGAAUAAUUUUGAACCAAAUACAUAAUAAAAAAGACUGA